UCAUGGGUGAAACAGGACCUCCCCUGCAGGUGUAAAUCACUCAUCACAGAUUAUCUCUGUGCACAGUUAGUAUUUCAUCUUUUAUUCCCAUACCGAUACAACUUCUAAUAUCCUGAGAGGAUAACGAUCCACACUGCAGCGGCUCCUUGUUUUCCGAGUCUUCAUUAGGCGGCUUGAGAAACGAUUUAUCAUUGUUUAUCAAAUUAGCAAAGGGGGGGUCGACUGGGAGGGAAGGGACGGGGAGAGAGCAGGGGAAAAAAGCCUCUCAAGUUCCCCGGCUGCGCGCGGCGCUCAUUGGCCUUUCGGAGCUCGCUCGUACCAAGCGACGGUGAGCGCAGGAGUCGUCAUCCCGCCUCCUCUGGACCCGUAGCGGGACUGCUAUUGGCCGCCGCGGCUCGCCCCGUCCACGCAGGUUAGGUUGCUCCGCAGCGUUAAGAUGUUCAAUUGAUGGGCGUACCGAGGAGGCUUGUGCGGCGAGAGGGAAGAAACCCGUACGCGUUUCUCGUCGGAGCCAACAAACAAACAAACAAAACAACAACAACAAGCAAAAAAGACACGUCCUCCCCGGGUUGGAUCGCAGCUCGCCGCCGGUUCCUCCGCGACGCGUCUCCCGGAGCCCCGCUGCAGCUUUCCCCUCCCAGUGCGCGGUGACGAGCGGGUUUUGUGGACGAUGCUAGUGCGGCGUUCUAACGGAGGAACGAGGCUCCCGAUAGAAUAACAACAACACACGGCUGCACGGUGUCGGUGUUUGCGUGUUUCUCGGCCGGAUGUGCUCUUCUUUGUUUGUGAUCUCCCCCCGCGGGGGACUCGGACACUCCGGGUGGAAAUAAAUGCACCUGCCGCGCCGGCGAGGACCAGAACCGGAGCACAUGGAAGGAUCCGCUCCGCCGGACCUCGCGUGGUGAAGGGGCAUCCUCGAGUUGAUUUCUCCUCCUCCGCCACGGAGCUCACACAGUUUCUCAUCUAACGUUUUUUGUUGUUGUUGCAUUUAAGAUGUUCCCUCGUCUCUAGGCUUCGAGCCCGCCCGAGUGUCGGGAGGAUGACAGCUGAUCGCCCCUCCUCUCCGGGGACUCAAAUAUAAACGCGCUCCAUCUGAGCUCCGCCGCCCGGAGUCUCAGUUUCAGCGGGUUUAACAAUAGCCGGAGCCUCCGGGGGCUGUGACAUUUGGUCGAUUAACACCUCAGCCUUCCCCUGAUCGGCUUACUCGCCCUUCGGUUCCUCGGGCUGCUGCUGCUCCUGCUGCCGCUGGAGCUGGAGCUGGAGCCCGGGUCAUAUUUCUCCUGAAGGGCCCUUUUUUAAUUUCAUUUCAAAGGGGGGGGGGAAGAUUCAAUCAACUGUGCAGGAGCAUCUCUGCAGGAAGUGUCCGAUCCCCUCUCCUCCUUCUCCUCCUCCUCCUCCUCUUCCACCACAUGGAAACUUUGAUUACUCCUCUCUGACACUUCGCCCCGUGGCUGCUGCUUCCCUGGCCGGGGGAUGAUCCUUGGAAGUGGCCCGAUAAAAUAAUCAGCGUCGCGGUGUCAGCGGAGGCUUGAGCCACAGGGGAUUUGUGUCAGAUUAUCGCCGGACUGCUAUUUUGUUCCCCGGGUCACACUCCACUGAACUUAGCGGCUUCUGGUCUGCAGCCUUUUCCCUGCUGCUGCUGCCUGGAAACUACUGCGAGGUGGGUGGGUUGGAGGUGGGGGGAGAAGGAAGCCUUUACAACCCUCGUCAUUCAUGGGGCAAAGGUGGGAGAAACGAGUUGCACCCAUGAGCGAUGAUUGCCACCGAGGUGUCAGGACUCACGUCUGAGGACACGCCGGGGAGUUGCUGCUGCCUUCGCGCCGCGGAUCAGGGAGGAACGAGCCGCGCGUAAAGUUCCCCGGUUUUUACGCACGCUGCCUGGAAUGCUGUCGCUGUGACCGAGCGGGGGGUUGGGAGUCCUGUCGAGCACAGCCACAAACAAAACACACACUCACUCGCGCGCGCACACACACACAGACACACAGCAGCGCCGGAGCGACUGCACCUUCCGGACCCGUUUUCGACUCUCCACCGGGCGGCCACCGGAGGAUGUUUGAGCCAGGAUGCUGCGCUUCCCCGUGAAGAAGAUCCGGAAGCAGUUCAAGCUCCUGCUGCUGCUGGUUCUGCUCACCUCGGCCGUGUGGUUCACCUACCUGCACAUCAACCAGGGCAAGACCAUCAAACUCCACUUCAACUACGGAAAAGAUGGAGAGAGACAGACGGAGGGGACGGACGCCAGCCGCAAGAGGGACACUCGCUCCUCAGCUGGCCACCACAAGAGUGAGGACACCAGCGACAGCCGGGAGGACGAGGCGGCAGACGAUGAGCCAAUCACAGGAGGGGCUGAUGGAAGAGGCCACACCCGAAUCCGGAAGUUCCUCAGCCAGAGGCACAAGAAAAUGCCAUGGAAACCAGAGUUUAAGGGCCAGGCUAACCUGCACGUGUUCGAGGACUGGUGUGGAUCCUCCAUAGCUCAACUUCGAAAGAACCUGCACUUCCCCCUCUACCCUCAUACCCGAAUCACAGUGAAGAAGCUGGCGGUGGCUCCUAGGUGGAAGAACUACGGCCUGAGAAUAUUUGGCUUCCUUCACCCUUACAGAGACGGAGAUUUCCAGUUCUCUGUAUCGUCGGAUGAUAACUCGGAGCUGUGGCUGAGUCCUGAUGAGAGCCCUCUCAAUGCCAGACUGCUGGUCUAUGUCGGGCAGCUGGGAACAGAGUGGACCGCUCCGGGCGAGUUCAGCAAGUUCAGGUCCCAGUCCUCCAAGUCCGUGCAUGGCGUCCGUUCCUCCCUGGUCUGAAGUAUGAAGUGAUAGACUCGGCCUACAUUUCCCUGUACACAGACGAGUCCAUUCUAAAGAUGAACAGCGUGGACCACAUCCCCCAGACCUUGGCCAGUCACAUCCGUCUCCCGGAGGAGUCUCAGCCCCGGGGUCUGGAGGAAGGCAGAGCCACGCAGCACGGGGCAGAUAUGCUGAAGCCGGACCCUAGGGACACCUUCUACAGCAUUCCGAUGAUCAACCCCUCCCGCCUGGAGAACGUCCUGCCGGCCUGCCUCUACUCCCCAACCUACGUGGUCAAAGAUUUCCCCAUCGCCAGAUACCAGGGCCUGCAGUUUGUUUAUCUGUCCUUCGUCUACCCCAAUGACUUCACACGUCUCACGCACAUGGAGCGGGAGAACAAGUGUUUCUACAGGGAGUCUCCUAUCUACCUAGAGAAGUUUGGUUUCUACAAAUAUAUGAAGAUGGAUGAGGAGGAUGACGACAGACCGUUCUUCUUCCCCAACCCAGAUGAUUUCCUGGAGGAAGAGGAGGUGGUAGAAGUGGAGGACGAGGCAGAGAUCGUCGGCACGCAGUCGUCCAAGAAGCCGUCUCAUCCCAGCCAGACCAGUCACACCUCCAAGCCCUCCCAUCAGCACCCGAAGCCCGGGCCCACACCAGCGAGCAGACAAGUCGAGGAGGAGGAGGAGGAGGAGGAGGUGGACCCCGAUGAAGAGGAGGAGGGAGCUGUCAACACCAUCAUACGCCGCAGAGAGAGGAGACAUUUUCUUCAGAAGGACGGACAGGUGGGGAGGGAUCUGGACAGAGACUGGGGACGGGAUCAUACGAGAGAAAACAUUCCACCGGGCUCCAGUAAGAGACUCGACCAGGCCCAGCCCGGGGCCCUGGAGCCCGAUAUGGACAGUGUGGUCCAGAGUCGCACCCUGUCCUGGGUCCGAACUGGUCCUGUGGAGCAGGGGCCUGGCGGGAAAGGAGGAGGAACAGGUGGUGGAGUAGCUGGAGGAGAGAAAGGAGCGGAGACUCCGCCUAAACUCAGCAAGUCUUCGCUCCUUUUCCCCCAGAAGUCCUCCCUCUCUGCGCUCGCCAGCCGAGCCAAGCAGAUCAUCAGCAACUCCGCCCACAGCAGCAAGCCGGGUGACAACAAGCUGCCGGGAAGCAAGAAGGAGGAGAACAAGAUCUACAUCACGAGGCCCCGCCCCGCCAAGGAGAGGGAAAGAGAGAGGGAGAGGGAGCAGCGGCGCGAGAGGAGGGAGGAGCGGACGUACCACCACCCGAGGGAGGUGUUCCCUGGAGUCUUCUUGUACCAAACUGGGAAGACCACGAGGCUGGUCAACCUGGGCGCCAGAGGCCAGACGGGAAAGAACCUUGUUAGUGCCCCACAGCUGUGGCCCCACCCCCCAACGAAAGAGGGGAAGACCCCCCCUCGCAAUGGAAGCAUCAACAUACAGAUCGACAGUGUACAGAAGUCCAUCCGGAGGGCAGCUGUGGCAAAUCAACCGGGAAAAAUCCGGAGAAAAGUGGAGCGUCAGGACUUAAAGACGACCGCCACGGCUCAUCUUCCCAGCAAAGACGACCCACUAAACCCAGUCUACCAUCACCGAGAUCCCCCUCCAGUUCCACUGCAGAGGUUAAACUCCACAGAGGACACACUCCAGGGUCAACAGAGGGUCACGUCUUACCUCCGGCUCUCCGAGAUCACAGAGUCCCGGCAGCAGCCAGACCCGGACCCCAACCCGGCCGACCUGGAGCAGGACAUCAACCGCUCCAAUCCCGAGCCCGACCCGGAGCCCGAGCCGGAGGAGGGCGAGAUGUCGGACUACAGCUACGAGGAGGUGGAGGCCCGGCCGGGCUGGGCGGAGGAGAGCAUCAACUGGCAGAGGACCUUCUCCGUCAACCCGAUGGACUUUGAGCUGCUGCGCUCCGACUGGAACGACCUGCGCUGCAACGUGUCCGGCAACCUGCAGCUGGCGGAGAGCGAGGUGGUGGACGUGCUGGCCCAGUACAUGGAGAAACUCAACGAGCGCAACGGAGGGAUCUACACGCUGCUGCGGAUCAUCAACGUGGAGAAGCGGCGCGACUCGGCGAGGGGGAACCGUUACCUGGUGGAGCUGGAGCUGAUGGAGAGGGGCCGCAGCGUGGUGCGCCUGUCGGAAUACAUCUACCUGCUGCUCCACCGCGGCAGGCAAGGGGAGGAGAGCUUCGAGAACACCGACUCUGCCCCGGCCUCGGCGCCGGCCUCGGCCCCCUCCCCUGCCACGCCCGGCCUCACAACGCCGCCGCCGCCGCCGCCCCUUCCCUCCACCAAGCCCCCCGCCCGGCCCGGGGCGACCCCGUGGAGCACGGCCUUCGCCAAGCCCCUGCUCUGCCAGCCCGUCAUGCUGCAGUGGAGGAGGGACGUCAUGGUGCACUUUGUGGUGCCAGUGAAGAACCAGGCCCGGUGGGUGCAGCAGUUCAUCUCCGACAUGGAGAAUCUUCACCGUCAGACCAAGGACGACAACUUCAGCAUCAUCAUCGUGGACUUUGAGAGUGAGGACAUGGACGUGGAGCAGGCCCUCCGAGAGAGCAGCGUGCCAAGAUACGAGUAUCUUCGGCGGGAGGGGAACUUCGAGCGCUCGGCAGGACUGCAGAUCGGAGUGGACACCAUCGAGGACAGUCACAGCAUCGUGUUCCUGUGUGACCUGCACAUCCACUUCCCUCUCAACAUCCUGGAAAGCAUCCGGAAGCACUGUGUGGAGGGACGCCUCGCGUUUGCUCCCAUCGUCAUGAGGCUCGGCUGCGGCAGCUCGCCACGGGAGCCUGAUGGUUACUGGGAGGUUAAUGGCUUUGGCCUGUUUGGAAUCUACAAGUCCGACUUUGAUAAGAUUGGAGGGAUGAACACGGAGGAGUUCAAAGACCGCUGGGGGGGAGAGGACUGGGAGCUGCUGGACAGGGUGCUGCAGAACGGCCUGGAGGUGGAGCGGCUGCGCUUGAGGAACUUCUUUCACUACUACCACUCCAAACGAGGCAUGUGGAACGCCCAAAACAAGAAAACUCCCAAGGGAUAGCGCUCCCUGCAGGUCGGACGAUCCUACACAACCCACACUGCAGAGCCACUGUGUGUGUGUGUGUGAGGGAGGGGGGAGGGGGGGGGCCCACGGUAGCUCGCUCACUGCCUGAACUCUGCCUUCUUUUGAAACCCGGGGCUCCUCUCGCCGUCGGCCUCUCUCUGUACGAGGAAGCCGAGUUCAAGCCCCAACUUUGGAAACGAGCUGUUUAUGCAGAAACCCGAGUCAGCACUUUGCCUCACUGACUGAACUACUGCACAGAGAGAUGAGAGUUAUUUUGAAUCUUCCUCUCUCUGCCCUUUUUUUGGUGCAAUGUUUUCAGACGGACUGUGGAAAGCAGCUGUUUUUGUGUGUGAAUGCGUGUGUGCGUGUGUGUGUGUGUGUGUUGCCGCUUGUGUGCGCUCAUGAUGACAGGAAGCACCUUUUUUCUAACGAGGAGAUGUGAAGACAACCUAAGAUCUUUCUUUUCUAACACGCCCUCACGCGGGCGACCAAUCAGAAUGUGUAUCGACAUGUUGUCCCGAUGGAUUCAGACACGGUGCCGCAGAUCGAGUGGAGGAACUCUGGCUGCGACUGUAUUUCUAAAUACGUCAGCUACUACCUGUUGAAUAUCGUUAAGCAGUGGGACCGAGGUGCUGACGUUUUCCUGGUGUCUGAUUUUAUCACACAAACAAGGUUUUUUCUAAUUCGAAAAAAAAGGCCCUUUUCUCCGAACAGAUGCUGACAGAUGUUCCAUCUUUGUGUCUCUGUCUGUCCCUCUCUCUCUCUCUCUCUCUCUCUCCUCUUCAGUGUCUUCUGUCUUUGACUCAUUUUGCUUAUCUGUGUCCUUUUGUCUGCUGAAGUAUUUACGUUUAGCCCUGCUGCUGUUGCGUAACAUCAGUGUUAGGUACCUCAACCAGAUUAAUAGCUACCGGUUAUGACUUGAUUAAUUUGGUUAUUCACUGAUUUUUGUUCUGCUGUUAGAUAUUUAAAAAAAGGGGGGGGGGUUCAUUUGUAUGGAUGCUGUAACAUUGGUGCUGCUGUUUCCAUUCUAAAACGCAGCGAAUGGAUUUCUCAGAAGUCUAUUGAGGUGUCCUCCAUUCCCUCCACACCUCUCACCUCAUCGUCAACUGGAACAGGAGGGCAGAGGAAGCUUCCUGACUUUGGAUUUAAAGUUGUCUUUCUCUUGGUAUGAAGCAGUUUCUGUGUGUUGCAUUUCAAAUACUGGAUCUGAGGGGGAUUUAAAACUUUCUCUCAUAUGAGAAUAUUCACGAGAAAGGGAAUGCUUAGCUGUUGAAAAACACCAACACUCCUCAUUUAAGCUUGUGGGAGAGCAGCUCAUGCGUUGGACGCGAUGUGCCAUGGCUGUUUCUCAAAUGUGUGCCUUUAUCAGGGUUUGGCUGCCGGCCGUGUUUUUUUUGAAUGACAUUAGAGGGCAGGGACAGACGGAAAUUUAAUGUUAUUUAUGUCACUGUACAUUUAAGAUACUCUGUAAAACAAGGAAAUGUGGUUUUCUUACAUGGAUUACAGAUGUGUCCGUCUUUAUGUUAUAAUAUUAACCUUAGCAGAAAGAAGGAGUGGUCGUUUCAAGUCCUCAUUGGUGAGAUAGACAUAGUUGGUGUUGAUGACUACUUGAGGGAGCAGGAGGUGUGAUGGAGACCAGGUGGCAGCUGCUGUCCAGCAGGACAUCUCCUGCUCCCAUUAGUUUGGCUGAAGGCCGAGCUCCCAAUGCCUCUGUUUAUACAACACGGUACUUACAUUGACGGGGAAUGGCUGGAGGGAUCGAGGUUCGACAAAUACACGGACGAGAGCCAGUGAUCCUUUAUUGACGACCUGAUUGUCCAAGACGCCCUCCAAGACCCUCUCCUCGCCUCGACAGGAAAUCGGUCUCUACUGUACGUCAUUGACAUGGGAUUAUUUAAAGAACAGAAGACACACAGUAAAUAUAAGACUAUAUAUAUGAGAAACAUUAAAAAUGAAAAAUAGGAAUAUACAUUCCAAGGUAAUUUCUGUGAAAUUGUUUUGUAGAGAAAGAGGUUAUAAGAAUGUAUUGUACUUUUAUUUUGAUUUGUCGUUUUUUUUGCAAAUAAAGUUUUAUGCUUAC
Molecule: messenger RNA, 7904 nt
Organism: Platichthys flesus (European flounder)
Lineage: Eukaryota; Metazoa; Chordata; Actinopteri; Pleuronectiformes; Pleuronectidae
Gene: b4galnt4a
Product: beta-1,4-N-acetyl-galactosaminyl transferase 4a
Cellular component (GO): Golgi cisterna membrane
Molecular function (GO): acetylgalactosaminyltransferase activity
Source: RefSeq, a predicted model, not a curated record